Molecule: messenger RNA, 1104 nt
Organism: Fukomys damarensis (Damara mole-rat)
Lineage: Eukaryota; Metazoa; Chordata; Mammalia; Rodentia; Bathyergidae
Product: olfactory receptor 8K5
Exons: 3
Coding region: 1-1104 (367 amino acids)
Biological process (GO): sensory perception of smell; G protein-coupled receptor signaling pathway
Cellular component (GO): membrane
Molecular function (GO): G protein-coupled receptor activity; olfactory receptor activity; odorant binding
Source: RefSeq, a predicted model, not a curated record
AUGUACGGAUUUUUGUACAAUAUUCUGAGUGCGGUGGGCACAUCUGCACCUCUAGCACUCAGGAGUCUGAAAAAGGAGAACUGUGAGAGCUCCUGGCCAACCAGGGUUACACAGUCAGUGCGCAGUCUGCCUGAGCUUUACGGGAAGAAGAGAUAUCUGGCCCUCUUGGGGAGACAGAAUCUAACGGUGCCCACUGACCUCAUUCUGAGUGCAGUCUCCAGCCUGCCUGAGCUGCAGCUCCUCCUUGCCUGGAUCUUCCUCAUCAUCUACAUGAUUACAGUUACAGGCAACCUGGGCAUGAUCAUUCUGACCAAGCUGGAUUCCCACUUACACACACCAAUGUAUUUUUUUAUCAGGCACCUGGCUUACAUUGAUCUGGGUGAUGCCACUGUCAUUUAUCCCAAAAUGCUGCUGAAUUUUGCUAUGGGUCGAAAUACCAUUUCCUAUCAUGCUUGUGCCCUACAGAUGGCCUUCUUCAUUGUGUUCAUUGUCAGUGAACUUUUCGUCUUGUCAGCCAUGGCCUACGACCGCUACGUGGCCGUCUGCAACCCUCUGCUCUACAGCAUCAUCAUGUCCCAGAGACGUUGCCAUGUGCUGGUGGGCAUUCCCUACCUCUACUGUACCACGCAGGCUCUCCUCUUUAUGAGUCUGAUUUUUACAUCCACUUUCUGUGCCAAUCUUCUCAGCCAUUUCUACUGUGACUGUAUCCUCAUGUCGCUUAUGCUGUGCUCAAAUGGACAAGAAAUAGCAACACUGAUCAAUCAUUUUGCGAUAUUUAAUUUGUCAUCCUCGCUCCUGGUAGUAUUGUUAUCUUACCUCAUGAUUCUCUUAGCUGUAUGUCGAAUGCAUUCUGCAGAAGGAAGAAAAAAGGCUUUCUCCACCUGUGCUUCUCACCUGACCGUGGUGGUGGUCUUUUACGGGACUCUUUUCUUCAUGUAUGUGCAGCCCAAAUCUGCUCAGUACUCUGACAUUGAUAAACUGUCCUCUGUCUUUUACACUUUAAUGAUCCCCAUGCUAAACCCAAUGAUCUACAGUUUUAGGAACAAAGAAGUAAAAAGUGCCUUCUACAGGGUCUUCAGGAAUAAUUUUCGAGUUUGUACCUAG